This is a messenger RNA of Aspergillus novofumigatus IBT 16806, 1177 nucleotides long. RefSeq lists its product as uncharacterized. The transcript has 4 exons. The record is from RefSeq and is a predicted model, not a curated record. NCBI's taxonomy places the organism in Eukaryota, Fungi, Ascomycota, Eurotiomycetes, Eurotiales, Aspergillaceae. The coding region runs from base 42 to 953 and encodes 303 amino acids.
AUCCAACGCAGGGUCAAAAUUGAGAGUCUGCCCAUGCCAUCAUGCCAUCAAGCAAUCACCAGCGCCCGUUAAAUCCAUUCGUUGAAGACGUUAGCGAUGAAACAAAUGGGAAUCCUCAGUCAAAAAAUUUUGACACUCAGCGCAAGCUAUUCUCAUGGUCGGAGAUUUGCAAUCAGCAUGAGUCCGUCCUCUUGUCUCAUCUGGAGAUGCUGAAUGGUGUGAAGUGCCAAGUCGCGGGCGAUGGGGACUCCUUCCGACUGGUUUCCUCGAUGGCCGAAAAGACGAAUAAGUUAGUGAUGCAAUUCAGGGUAAUCAAGAAACAGCUCAUGAAUACACGGAAUCCCUCUGCGGGUGUACCUGAGGCAGCGGGAAAUGGCAACAGUGACUCGGCGCGAAGUAAUCACUCAAAAGAAAGAGAAAGAGGAGUGAAGAAGCAUAAGCGGGCGAGAGUGGACGAGGGCGCGGAUGAGGAUGUGGACGUCAUGCAGGCAGAGGUCCAGCUGAUGCAGGCGCAGGAGGACCGGCCGUACGCGGCGAUUUCUCGGUCUUCGAAGCGCAAGCGGCUGGAUCUAGCUAUUCCCGGCGCCGAGCAGGAAGUCGCAGAUGUGAUGCCUGUGGCAUUAGAGACGGAGGAUAUUUCAGAGGAAGUCCAGCGGCGACUGAAAAUCAAGGAGGAGCGACGCAAGAAGAGAGAUGCUAAGCCCGAAAAGAGGAAACGGGAUAGUCUUGCGUCGAACGGGAGCGCUUCUGCCUCGUCGCCUGGUGGUAUCGCUAGGCCUAGGAAGAAGAAGGUCAAAACUAGCGGUGCAGGAGAGGAGGGGAGCGCUGAGACACCCAAUGCUUUCUCGCAGACAUCAGGUGGCAAAUUCGGAGGGAGAAAGCGCGACCCAGCGAUUCUGGACGAAAAGACGUCGACGUCAGAAGUGAGAAAAAGACAGCGAAAAGUUUCCUGAGCUGAUUGCGAGUUCGAUUGGACGAUCCUGACUUGGCCUUCUGUCUUUUCGUUCUAUUUUAAGCCAGAGACCUUUCUCAGACAGUGGAACGAAAAGACGGAAAAAGCUUGUUGAGUAUGUUCCAAGGAGAUCUAUUGGACGGCAUAGAGCUGGUAGCUGUGCUCGCUCCCUCUUUCUUCUUCUUCUUCUUCUUCUUCUUCUUUUUGCCUUGAACACGAUAAGGA